AUGCGACCACUCCGCCUGAUAGUGUCGCUCUCCACGAGCCUUGCGGCCUUCACCAUCGUCCUGUACAUGAUUUUGGGGAGUUCUGUAGAUGCUGACCAGGGGAGUAUAUCAUCCACUUCAAGUCCCGGUCGCUUCAAAGCCCUGUUCUCGUUUGCUUCACCAGGCUCGCUAUUUCCGCCGUCUGCCAUUAUUAGCCUGACCGACGAUAACUCGACUUUCUUCCUCGCUCGGCCCGCCGCAUUCGGUCCUUUGCUGCCCAAAGAAGGCUUGAGCGGCCCUCUGUGGGUUGGCAGUGGCUUCGACGAUGAUACCAUAGGUGCUGAGGGCGAGUUGGGCUGCAGCGAUGUGCCUGGCUGGCACGACGACGGCGAUGAUUUUGUUACCACCCCGCAAACGACCGCAAACACCAGAAACAAACUCAGGAAUACCAUGUUGGGCAAGGAUGUUACCCCGAAGGAUAAAGUUUUUGAGAGCGGACGCGAUUCAUCUGAUGACGUCGUGACAGAUGAUGGUACAGACGAUCAUUUGCAGCCCCAUGGCUUCAAGGCGCACGCACAGCCAGGAGGUCUUCACGCUGAUAUCCAAUCACUUCAAGAGAGCGCAGAGAUCACAGGCAAGAUUGUGCUCCUCAAGCGAGGUGGCUGUGGUUUCUUGGCCAAAGUGCAGUGGGCACAGUCGCGUGGUGGGAUAGCUGUCAUUGUGGGUGAUGAUGUUCGCGGCGGCGCGCUCGUGAGGAUGUACGCCAAAGGAGAUACCUCCAACAUCACUAUCCCGUCUCUCUUCACGUCGCAUACGACCGCCCAUCUUUUAUCUUCUUUGAUGCCGAACGAACGUGUACUCACGGAUGCUGCUCAAAAUUCCCCAGAUUAUAUCCAGAAGGCCGCCAAGGAGUCAGGGCCCGCAGCUGAUGAUAAAGAGUACAACCAUAAGACCACAAAAGGAACAGCUACCACGUCCCAAACGGGUUGGUUACACUCGUUCAUGGCUUUGUUUAGGGUUGGUUUCAGUGAAAACGCACCCAAGGCCGGGAGCCGACGACCACCGACUAGUGGCAAUCUUGAAUGGCUGGAGAUGGACAGUUUGAACAACGACGACAAGCCUAUAGAGACGAAGGCUACAGUUCCUUUUUCGAUGCCUAAAAAGGCUUCAGGCGGUGUUGUUACUGGCGAGCAAGAUUGGCGUGUUCCUAAUAUUCUUCAGACAUCUGCCAACGGAGGUCAGAAAGCAACGGCCACAACAUCUAUGGCAGCCAUGUCAAAUGGAAACGAGUUACCUACAAAUAACGGGUACAUCAACACACAAGCGCAACACAAAGGACUUUGGGUUACGCUUACUCCGACAAAUGUCUCCAGUAGCCCUUUCUUCGACACUCUUCUUGUGCUUGUUGUUAGCCCAUUAGUUACUUUGACCGUUGUAUAUGUAUUGCUUCUCCUGCGAUCUCGCAUACGACGCCGUCGGUGGCGAGCGCCCAAAUCUGUCGUUGAGCGUCUUCCUGUCAGGACUUAUCAGACCAUUAGCGAUUCUCCUUCUUCCUCUGCCGCAAGCCUGCCUGCAGAUUCUCCAACCACACCUCUACUUCAACCACUGCCCUCUAGAUCUAGGUCUCUCGACUCUCGUUCGCGUUCUUCAUCGGAUUCUGAUGUCCCGGGCGCUUCGUCGUCCGUGCAGCAUGGUCCCCGUGGUCGCGAACAAAAGAAACGCGAGUCAGGACUAGCGGCCUGGAGACGACGCUAUGGCGGGCGCCAGAAAGAAUGUGUCGUUUGUCUAGAAGAGUAUGUUGAUGGCGUCAGCCAAGUCAUGAGUUUACCGUGUGGCCACGAGUUUCACGCGGAUUGCAUUACUCCUUGGCUCGUCACUCGUCGGAGGACAUGCCCUAUUUGCAAAGGCGACGUCGUACGUUCGUUGAGUUGGCGCCAUGACCAACUGCAGUCAGCGUCACCAACACGCUCAUCCCAGCCUCCUACUGGCGGUGAAGAUGUGCAGACGCAAGCAGCUGAGAGUCAUGACAUGUCCCCUUCAGCUUCGCGACCCGUACCGACGCCCGGAUCAGCACAGACUAGCCCCCGACCAACUGACGACGUAGAGGCAGGUUGGACGAGGGAUGACUCGUAUCGAAGUCCUGUCUCUUCACUGAGAGAGCUAGCUUCGUCUGUUUCUACCGUAGUAUGGCGUGGAUUCGACGCUGUUCGGAACACUACUGGUUUUCAACGAUCUCCACCCGAAGAAGUUGAUCGUAAUCGGUAA
Bipolaris oryzae ATCC 44560 is the source of this 2244-nucleotide messenger RNA. RefSeq lists its product as uncharacterized. The record is from RefSeq and is a predicted model, not a curated record. Bases 1 to 2244 code for a protein of 747 amino acids. The transcript has 2 exons. Lineage: Eukaryota; Fungi; Ascomycota; Dothideomycetes; Pleosporales; Pleosporaceae.